CCCAUUCACACUGAGCACCCGCAAAUAGCAUGUCAUUGUGCUUCUUCAUUCCCGCUCGACACCGACGCUUCGCGAAGACAAGAUGCAUCGCGCCAAGCCCAAAGCUCCGCUAAGCAUCAUGGAGAAGCGGAUCCCGCAGAAUCCCAAGUACAAGAACACGCAGAGCAAGAUCGAUUCAGGCACAACCGUAAAUAAAAUUCGUCUGAUCUGUAAGUGCUAAAUUUUACAGUGUCCUAUUUUCGUACCUCACCCAUAGAAACUCUAUCCUAACUCUAACGCAGCCCAUAAGGAGUUUUUAAAGCGUCGAGACGAAACUUUCCGUCGCAUUACUUGUCGCUGCCUCGCUGAGCUCUUUAACGAAUAUGAGGACACCGGAGGUGCCAGUCAACCGGAAAUGGUUGCGAGAAUGGUGAAAGGAGCCAACGGAGAGUUCACCAUGGAGCGAGUGCCCGUAAGCGAAGGUAACCAGGAAAACUGCGGCCCUCGCAUCGUCAGCUAUGAAGCUGAUGAGAUGGAAGACUACGAUGCGCCGUAUCUGAUUCUGGACACUCGUUCUAAAGAGGAAUUCGCUGUCAACCGCAUUCAUCGAGCGAAAAACUACCCAACAACCUUCUUGAACCGAGAUGUGCUGCUACCGGAGAUGCACCAGUUCAAGAACCAGGACUCAAAGCUUAUCAUUCUCUAUGAUCUGGAUGAUAAGACCGUAGCCCAGACAGCACACACGUUGGUGCAGCGUGGCUUUGACAACAUCUACGUGCUCACGGGAGGGCUAGUCGACUAUGCUGACGAGUAUCCAGAGCAUAUUGAAGGCACUCCACUGCCUCCUAAGCCUGUGGAUCCUGCCAAGAAGAGUGCGAGGCGGGAAGUUUACAAGGGAUCGUCCGCGGCCAGUAAUCGGAGCGUUCGUAGCGUGGCUACGCGUCGGAAAGGCACUCCGUCGGAUGUUAGCUCAGUCAUGAGCAACCUCUCGGUCGCAGAGUCUGUCAUCUCCAAGGCUACAGCACGCAAGGAGCGUGUGGUAGGCGCUUCAAGCUACAGAUAAUGUUAGAACGGUAGCCUGCUUGUAUUUUUUCAUUGAUGGCCAGUCAUUUCACAAUACAUGUACCAAGGAAAGCGC
Molecule: messenger RNA, 1117 nt
Organism: Phytophthora nicotianae INRA-310
Lineage: Eukaryota; Oomycota; Peronosporomycetes; Peronosporales; Peronosporaceae
Exons: 2
Coding region: 395-1042 (215 amino acids)
Biological process (GO): protein polyglutamylation; cilium assembly
Cellular component (GO): ciliary basal body
Source: RefSeq, a predicted model, not a curated record